Messenger RNA from Closterium sp. NIES-65, 504 nucleotides. The record is from the annotation of a GenBank genome assembly. NCBI's taxonomy places the organism in Eukaryota, Viridiplantae, Streptophyta, Zygnematophyceae, Desmidiales, Closteriaceae.
AUGGGAGACGCGGUCAGAUUUGCGCCGUACGGCAAAGACACGUGCAUGGGCGGAAACCCGGCGGAGGGGAUGGAAGUGGCGGAGGCGGGCAUACGCGAUUCGGACGCGGCAGCGGCAGCAGCGGCGGAGGCGGAAGCUCCCGCUUCCAUCAGCUGCGCCGCAGCGAGAGUGUUCGUCAGGCGGAACUGCGGAAACGUGAACAUGGGCGGCGCAGGUUCGGCUCCGGGGAACGAGAAGCACGCGGAGCCGUUGGGUGCGGGAGGCGGAAGCGCCUGGCAAUGGAAUGGCGAGGAGGCCCACAUGGGCGCGUGGGACUGCGCUUGCGCUUGCGCCGCCGCAGCAGCGGCUACAGCGGCGGAGGCGGGCCAGGCGGAGGAGCCGUCUGGGGGAACGACGCUGCAGGAAGGGGCUAUGGAGUGCUGCGCGGAUAGCAUGGGGUCGUGGUUGAGAGCGGAGACGACAGACAUGGAUGCUGAUGCGGUGGAGUGCGGUCGCGGUAGGUAG